AGACGCUCCAACACUCCGGUCCGAACUCCCCUCACAAAGCCCGACAUUAUAUCUGUCAGAGAGGAGGGAUGCAUGGACGAACCCGGCGAUAAUGGCCGUGAUUUGCCGCGAUUUAUGGCCAUGAAGGAUUCUAGAAGCUUAGCGGACCUCCAAUUACCAAAGCUGAUGAGCUGGAUUGUUUGCUAGAGAAACAUCGGGGACAGGGGAAGGGGAGUGCAUGUUACUCGGCGGGCUUCAUUUCGCCGAUGCCGGAGAGCUGGAGUUGGAUGACAUGAUGCUGCAGAGCCCGCUCACCUCCACGCCGUUUUCCGUCAAGGAUAUCCUCAAGCUGGAGCAGCAGCAGCAGCAGCAGUCCGGCUCCCUGGAGCUCCCGCACCGCGUCCACAGCCAGCAGCACUUGACUCGCUCUCCUUCCCAGCAGCAGCAGCAUUUCCAAAGCGCACCGUCCUGCAUGCUGGCCGGGCCUCGGGACAGCCCGUCCUUCUCCGACGGAGAGGACAACUUGGUUUACCUCAGCGCGCUGGCAGUGCGCGACGAGGAGCGCGGGGACCCGAGCCUCUCCCCGAGCAUGUACGUCCAUCCCGGGCUGCAGGGAGCCAAGCUGGAGGCCGCAGAGCUGGAGGCGCAGGAGGGCAAGAACUGCGGGUUGGUGUCCCGGGAAGAGGCAGCGGAGAGCGGGCUAGGUGAGUCAGAGAGGCCGGUGCAGAAGCAGAGAAGCCGGCGGAGACCCCGGGUGCUCUUCUCCCAGGCGCAGGUCUUCGAGUUGGAGCGACGCUUCAAGCAGCAGCGCUACCUGUCCGCCCCCGAAAGGGAGCACCUUGCGACCACCCUGAAGCUCACGUCCAACCAGGUGAAGAUCUGGUUCCAGAACCGCCGCUACAAAUGCAAGCGCCAGCGGCAGGACAAGUCUCUGGAAGCGGCCGGGCAACAGCACCACCCGCCUCCGCCGCGGCGCGUCGCCGUGCCGGUGCUGGUCAGAGACGGAAAGCCGUGCCUUGGCGGUGCGCAAAGCUAUGCAGCCGCUGCUGCGCCCUACGGCUCCAACCCGUACAGCUAUAACGGAUACCCGGCCUACACUUACAGCAGCCCGGCUUACAACAGCAACUACAGCUGCUCAUAUACCAGCAUCCCCGCCCUGCCGCCGUCCAACACCCCAAACGCCUUCAUGAACAUGAACUUGGGAAACGUGAGCGGCCUCAGUGGCUCCUCGCAGGCCCAAACACAUCAAGGGACCGCGGUUACAUCCUGUCAGGGCUCCCUGCAGGGGAUCCGUGCCUGGUAGCCUCCCCAGACCACAAGUGUCCUUUUUUUUUAUCAAACUUUAUCUUUUUUUUUUCAUAAAAUCUUUAAUUUUUUUAUCAACUCAUUUGGUGCAAAAUGCCUAAACGGCAGUAUUAACUGCAGAUGCGUGUGGAUUCACCUGUACGGUUAAAAUAAGGAAAGUUUCCGUGAAAGCUGAAUGUCACUGCAAGGUAGAAAUUCUCAUUUUUGGUCCAGGAAUGUGUGCCCCUCUUUAGCGCUGCAAGACUUAGGCGCAGAGGGAAACAUGCGCACGCACCUUGCGUUCGCUUAUCAGAACCCCGAACAGAUUUUUAAAUAUUUGGUAUUAAAGUUGAACUUUUUUAGAGACGGAAAGUGUUUUGGUUCAACAGAGAAUUGUUAGUCUAUUCACAUUUAUUCAAAUAAAAUAUUAAAGAGUC
This is a messenger RNA of Girardinichthys multiradiatus, 1700 nucleotides long. RefSeq names its product homeobox protein Nkx-2.5-like. NCBI's taxonomy places the organism in Eukaryota, Metazoa, Chordata, Actinopteri, Cyprinodontiformes, Goodeidae. The transcript has 2 exons. Gene Ontology annotation, biological process: cell differentiation; regulation of transcription by RNA polymerase II. Gene Ontology annotation, cellular component: nucleus. Gene Ontology annotation, molecular function: DNA-binding transcription factor activity, RNA polymerase II-specific; RNA polymerase II cis-regulatory region sequence-specific DNA binding. The record is from RefSeq and is a predicted model, not a curated record. Bases 218 to 1282 code for a protein of 354 amino acids.